Nymphalis io (European peacock) is the source of this 2118-nucleotide messenger RNA. RefSeq names its product androgen-induced gene 1 protein-like. The record is from RefSeq and is a predicted model, not a curated record. The transcript has 2 exons. Gene Ontology annotation, cellular component: membrane; endomembrane system. NCBI's taxonomy places the organism in Eukaryota, Metazoa, Arthropoda, Insecta, Lepidoptera, Nymphalidae. Bases 252 to 956 code for a protein of 234 amino acids.
GUCUGAGCAAUUAUAAAUCAUAAUGUCAUUUGCCAAUUGAAUUGACUAAAUAAAAUUAUUCAAGUAUUUGAGUGAUAUUUCUUGGUUUUUCUAAAACUAACUUAAUCAAAUACUGUGGGAUAUAUAUUAAUUCAAAAACUUGCAGUGAUUGAUUAAAUUUGUGUGGUAAAAGAAUGAUAGUGUAACAUUUUAUACAAAAACUAUCGUUACUUUUUAAUUUGUAAAAUUAUAUUAAUUUUGUAAAAAUCAAAAUGUUAAAAAUGUUGUUUCACCUUCUUGGUGCAAUUCAAUUCUUUUAUGGUUGUUAUUACGACUUUACUUACGUUAAAAUACCAAGUACUGCAACCACGGUGACCCCGUUCGGUGGAAAGUUCAAAUACUUGACUUACUUAAAUGCGAUGCUGCAAACGCUGUAUUUUACUGUGGCCCUCCUCAAUGAUAUUGUGGGUUCUAAUGAGUCCACACCAUCUAAUAAGCCAUUAGUAAGACGAUUCAAGGAUUUACUGUUUAGUGCACUUGCAUUUCCACUGUCAAUGUUUGUUGGUAUAACAUUCUGGGGUAUAUAUGCAGUUGACAGGGAACUUAUUUUGCCGAAAAUGAUGGAUGAAUUUUUCCCUACAUGGUUAAAUCAUGUUAUGCAUUCUAACAUUGUAAUAUUUACUGUUAUAGAACUAGCAACCUCAUUUAGAAUGUAUCCCGGUAGAAAGAUAGGUUUGUCAGUAUUGACUACCUUUAUGCUUUUUUAUGUAGUAUGGAUUCACAUUAUCUACUUUAAAACAGGAAGUUGGGUGUAUCCCAUUCUCUAUGUACUUAACUGGCCAGUAAGAAUAUUCUUCUACUUGUUCAGUCUUGGCUUUGUUUUUAGUCUCUAUACUUUAGGCGAGAUAUUGAACAGGUCAAUUUGGUCAAAGGAAGUUGAAUCUACAGUUAAAUCAGGAAAGAAAAAAGCUAAGUAAAUUUUUACUAUUUGCUAAAUAGCAUUUUAAUAGAAUAAUUUUGGUGUUACAAUUACAGUAAAAUUGUCUUGUGUGAUUAUGUAAGGUAUUCUAUUUAAUAAUGAGGUAAAGGUAAUAAGAUAAGAUACAAUUUAUGUGGCCUGAUAGGGAAGCUAUAUAAGUUUAAAUAUCUUUUAUUUUAUAUCACUUAUUUGGUUACUGAAUACAUAAUUUCUAUUAUUGUUUUCCCAGUACAUUAUUUUUAGCGUAUGUUACUCUUACAUACCAUUGUAAAUUAUUUAAUGAUGCAUUCCAAGUCUUGUUGUUUUUUAACUUUGUUAAUUAAUCUUAAACAGAUUGUGUAUAAAAGUUAAUUACUUUUUAUUAACUUGCUGUUUAUAGGCAAAUAUAUUUUUUUUUAUAUUUUUUACAAUUCAGUGUAACAUUUAUUGUAAUAAAUUUUAUGGGCUGUCAUGUUGCAACAAAGCAAUAAUUAAUAUAUAAUUUAUAACUUAAUGAAAUAAUCAUAGCUUAGUGGUAAAUUAAAUAGUCUUUUGUCUGUGCAUUAAUACAUAAAAAUGUAAAUUGCCAUUAAUUUUCAUUGGGUGUAAUAUUUGGGAUGAUUUUACUAAAGUAAUUAGUGUUAUUAGAUUGCAAAUUGAUUGUUUCAAUAUAUGAUGUAUUGCUCUUAGUUCAUUUCAUUUGAACUCUGGAAAGAUGUAAAAGAAUUAUUAUCAGGUAUUAUUUUCAUCAAAAUGGUAGUUCAUUAAAACAUUUAGCUUAGAAAUAUAUAUUAUUAGUAGAAGUAAGAAAGUUUUACUUAAUAUUUGAUAUAGUAUAUGUUUUUAAUUUUUAGCUGUUUUUAUAGCUCCAUCUAUCUUUCAUACGAGCUCAAAUGAAAUGAAUUUUUAAUGGUGUAGAGCUCUCUUUUGAGGCAUAUUAAUGAAUGAUCAUGAUAGCCUGGUUCUAAUAUUAUAAGCUUGUUAAAUUAUAAUGAACUUUUCUACUAAAACAAUAAUUAUAUUAUAAAGGCUUUACAUUCCAUUCAUAAGAGGCCUUAUGUGUACCAAAUGCUCAUAAAAUUAUAUGAUAUGUCAUCAAAGUGCUUGUGGAAUUGUCAAAUUGCUUUAAUCUUGUCUUUAAUAUGGUAAAUAGUUAAAUAAAGCAAUAUACUAUAUUAAAA